This is a messenger RNA of Bactrocera oleae (olive fruit fly), 7842 nucleotides long. NCBI's taxonomy places the organism in Eukaryota, Metazoa, Arthropoda, Insecta, Diptera, Tephritidae. The record is from RefSeq and is a predicted model, not a curated record.
ACGAAUUCGCCACAUUAGUAGAUCAACACUUCGUGAUGUCGUCUAUUGAGCGCGGUCAAAAUUUAUUGCUGCACAUUCUACUUAUCAAUUUACUGGUUCAACAGUAUACUACACGACCUCUUGUCAUUAUAUUAGCGUGCCAACGACUCUCCUAACAGCAAAGAGCGCCAUCCUAAUACAUUUCGGCGAAUUCACGAAUACAGCAACGAACCUCAGCGAUAGCCCGGUAAACGAACAGCCAUAUAGUAAUAACGACGUGAGCAACGGUGGUAACAAGGCAUAUACCGCUAUGCUAAAGAAGCGAGUGCAUACACGAAGUGUGUAUACGGCGGAUAUAACGAAGUCUGCUCGUCUGGUUGGAAUUUCAGUUGGUUUGAAGGAGUAAAAGCAAAAACGUUUAGUUUGAAGUGAACUAUUCGGCAAUGUUGACAUGUUUAACGUUGUAACGGUAUAUAGACAGAUUUUUAUUUGAAGCAGCAGCAGCUAGUUGUUGUAGCUGAGUUUGUUGUGAAAAAUAUUGAUAUAUUAUAUGACACAGAAAAUUUUAAAUUUAUAAUUUCUGAAAGUAACGGGAGUGUUCAACCGAAGUGAAACUCUAUUUCAAUAAAAAUAUAAAAAUUAAUAAAUCGAACAGUGUGUGUUAAAAGUAUUGUUGUGCGAUCAUAAACACGUGUUGGAUAAUUGUAGUGCUCUAUUUUGCUCACGCAUCGAAUAAGCGAAGCACACUUUAAGGCGUAUAGACCGGUCUAGUACACCCGGGAGUGUCGUGCACUUCGCUCAUUUAUAAGAAAUAUCACUCUACACGUACUACAAACUGUGUGCGCGCUACAAAUAAACAGGCUAGCACCUGCGCUAUAUUGUGCUUUUGCGCCCAAAAGUAUAUGCCACGGCGUGAACUAAAAUUUGUGGCAAGAAGCUGGAAGUAAAACAACAGCGAAAACUUUCAGCUAUUUGGGGCUACGCCAUAAAAGCGGCAGCAUCAGUUCACGUUAAGCAGCGCGCGCCAAUGUGUCAGUAAACAAUUGCAAUAAAUCAAAGCUUGUCAGCGAUUCUCACGAGUGUUCGGCGGCAACAAACGACAACAGCGCAAAUUCGGGCUCACCUGUCGCACUGUUGCGGCACUAGUGCGCUUGUGUGUGUUGCGGCGCGCGGAUAUGUGUCAUUUUGUGGCGUGAACGUGUUAAAAAUUAAUUUGCAUAAAUAGCAAAUAUUUCGUGUUGACAGAGUAAAUAUUUGCCAGCAUAUGCAGGUGGCAACGCUAAAAAUCGUGCAAUAAAUUAUAGCGCCACACAUUUGUUGAAAAUUGCAAUUUUCAGCGCAUACUUAAUGCGAAAUUUAUGCAUUUAUUUAUUUAUUUGUGCUUAAUGAAAAUAAAAACAAAAACAAAUUGCAGAAAAAUAAUUAAAAAACAACAACGCAGUAAUUGAUUAAUAGCGGUGACAAAUUAACAAAUGCAUAACCGCAUAAAUAAGUGCAUACAAGUGUGUCUAUGAGCUUGUGGCAGCCGCGUAGAUGAAAAACCGACCACAGCGCCUGUGGCUAUGCAACAAAUUGUGGCUGUCUAGCAUUUGCAGCGCUUAAGAAGUGAGUAGGCACAAAAAUAAGAGCAUUUAAGCCAAACUGAGUGCCGGAAAUAAAGUAAAUUACAAAGCGAGUAAGAAAAGACAGGAAAUUCGUGGAAGCGCCGCUCAUAAAAAUGCACAACAGCAGCGCGUAGAAAGUAGAGAAAUAAUAUUUUAUAAAAGCGUAAAAUUAAAUAAGAAAGCCACUUAGCUUAAGCUGCUUGCUUUUUGUUCCGAAUGCAAAGGCGGCUGCGUCACGGCGGAAGUGCCAACACAAAGCGAGUAUAAAACAAGUAUUAAAUUGACGUUAAAAAAGUGCUCUCUGCAGUGCACACAUAAAAGAAGCAACCAAAACAAAGAAGCGGUACGUUAAUAAAGCACACAAAAUAAAUUAACAAUAACCAACAACAACAACAACAAUUGCUUAUACACACUAGCGCUCAAGUGUGCCCAUUUUCAUAACAAUGCGCAUAAUUUCGCAUAGCAUACGUUGCGGCGCGCAAGCUUAUGCCGCCAACGCGGCACAUACAAUUAACAAAAACAGCGCUACACAGCCCACCAUAAGCGCUACCACCACCACUGCUACCACCGUUACGAAACAGACAUCUACUCAAGCCACCGAAAUAUUUGCAAACGCUGCGCCACAGAAGCAACGCAGCGUCAGCGUAUUGUCCGUUAACGCGUCACCAUUAGCUGUGUCAGAAUUGGCUUGCGCCACCACGUUGCAGGCAGUUGCGUCGCCAACAGUUACGUCAGCAGCCAUACGGCAAUCGCAACUGCAGUCACAGUCGCACAACACGCUAUCAACUACAGCAUUGCCACGUCGCUCCUACGCGGCACAAUUCAGAAUGAAUUGCCCCAUUUUAAUUGUAAUUAGCCUCGCUUGUAUCCUGCAUGCCGGUAUGCUGUGGCAUGGUGCAGGUGCAGCAAUUUCAAAUCGAGGCACCAACACACGCCCCAUGAGCACUUCGCAGACAUCCUCCAUGUCGGGUGUACAACCGCACUUUCUCUCGCGCGGCCACACAUAUCGCGCCGUGGUGGGCGACACUCUGGUCCUGCCGUGCCAAGUUGAGAAUUUGGGAAAUUUCGUUUUGUUGUGGCGACGCGGCAUCAACGUGCUCACUGCCUCCAAUAUAAUGGUGACAAGGGAUGAGCGCAUAAGACUGAUAGACGGUUAUAAUUUAGAGAUAUCAGAUUUAGAGCCACAAGAUGCUGGGGAUUAUGUAUGUCAAAUCAGUGACAAAAUAAAUCGUGAUCAAGUGCACACUGUGGAAAUAUUGGUUCCACCGAGUGUACGCGCUAUACCCACCUCUGGACAAUUGCAGGCACGCAAGGGUGGUCCAAUCACACUGGAGUGCAAAGGAUCUGGAAAUCCUGUACCAUCCAUUUAUUGGACAAAGAAGAGUGGCGCUGGCAAAUCAUCAGCUCGCAUUGGCGACGGUCCAAUUUUGACACUGGAGAAACUGGAGCGUCAACAGGCUGGAGUAUAUCAAUGCACCGCAGACAAUGGAGUCGGUGAACCGGUUACAGUCGAUAUGCGCUUGGAUGUUUUAUAUCCACCGGACAUACAAGUGGAGAAGUCAUGGAUACAUUCUGGCGAAGGCUUCGAAGCAAAACUGGUGUGCAUUGUCUACGCUGAUCCGGUGGCCACGGUGUCUUGGUACCAAAACUCAUUUCCGAUACAAACGACCGAUAGGCGAAUUAUGUCAACAAGAGGCAACCGACAUACGCUCACCAUACGACACAUACAACAGGAGGACUUUGGCAACUACAGCUGUGUAGCCGAUAACUCACUCGGACGCUCGCGCAAGUACAUGGAGCUGUCUGGGCGCCCGGGCCCAGCUGAAUUCUACUCACCGAAAUGGGGUCGCUCGUCGGACAGCUACAAUCUGACAUGGAAAAUAGAUAGCUAUCCGCCAUUGCAGGAGGUCCGUCUGCUCUAUAGGCGUGUAUUGAUGAAUGACACAUUCCAGCAACCGGGAAGAUGGCAUGACUUCAUACUGACACCUGAACAUCGUCCCGCAUCGGAGCCACUUACACACAUCAUGUCAUACACCAUAAAGAAUCUACAUCCUGGCGCUUACUAUGAGGCGAUAGUGCAGGCGAAAAAUAGCUACGGUUGGAAUGAGGUCAGCGAUAUCUUUCAAUUUAUCGUCGCCAGCAAUACCAUGGACAUACCGCCAGAGGACGCUGAAGUGGUGGCCAGCUCCAAGUCGCGUAGUAAUUCCGCCGCCACGGGCAGCACGCAAUUGCAAACGCUCGCGCACAACCGAACCAUGGUAUGGUGUGCGCUCUUUGCCAUCGCGGCGAGUUGCCUGCUGCAGCGCAGACAUCAGCGACAAGUUUGCGCCAACGUGGGAUAAGCGAGCGAAACGAACGCGCGUCUUAAUGAGUGUGUGCAGCUUCGUGGGCGGCAAAUUAAUUUAAAAUAAGAAAUGUAAUUCGAUGCUUUUGUUGAUUAUUUAUUUUCAAUUUAAAUGAUAAGCAAGGGUCAAGUUAAAACAAAAAAACAAAUUAAGUAAAAAAGAUACCAAAAUCGUGGAAAUUGUAGAUUAAGAUAAAGUAAGAAAACAAAUUUACUGCGAUAAGCAGAAAAACCGCAAAUGAUUGAAAGUAUCAGCAGAAAAAUAUUAAAUUUAAAACCCCAAUUACGUUAUCCUUGCGAGUCAAACGCUCUUUAGUUCAUUUGUUCAAUGACUAUUUUUUGCGAAAGUUGAGAAAACCAAUCGCAGGAGGUAAAGUGUAGUUUAAGUCGACUGGUACUUUAUGGCAAAAAGAACUUAUCUAUUGGCUAGCGGUUUUUAUCAUUUAAUUAACGAAAUAUCAUGUAUAUUUACAUAAAACAUAAUGUCAGUGAGUAUGAGUUUGAUGAGGCAUUUAAUUGACUUAAUUAGACAUGCUAUCUCAAAUUCUUAUAGACCCUAAGCAAACUGUGUAUAUUUAAGGGCUACAAUUUUUAUGUCUAUCUGUAUAUAAAAUUAUAUGGAAAUGGCAUAUAUGAUUUUUUACUCAGUUUGUGGCAGAAGAUGACAAGAGCAGGCAAAUUUUGGUGGUGCAGAAUAUAUUUUGAUGACCUUCUUAUUAAAAGGCAGGCAAACUAAUGCCUACCGAAGUACUAACAGCACAGAAAAUAGAGUUCCAAUAAACAGGCAAGUAUAUUUCAAUCAAAAGGAAGCCUUUAAUAUUAAUGCAUCAUAGUUUAAAGAAUAAGUAGACUAUUUUCUGUAAAGUUAUUCAACGAAGCAGCAUAAUUUUUUUUAUCGGUCAAAUACUUAUCCCAAUGAUUCUUCAGCUCUUGAGAACAGUUGUCAUAAGCUUAAAUAUGUAAAACACACUAAAAUCGCUCGAAGUCUUAAUUUCUCACUUAGGCCAGUUAUAAUGCUUCAAGUAAAGUGAUUUGAGUCGUCGUGAGCGAAAAUAUUCACAAGAACCCCAAAUACAGGCAUGACUUUGAGAGAUACUUAAUAAAAUAGCGCUCGAAUUUUUUAUUAAAAAUUCUCAGUUUUUUAUUAAUGAGAUUACGUCGUUUUUCUAACAAUGGAAAUGGUCCGUUUAAAGAGAUUUGAAAAGUUAGUAGAAUUAGGAGAAAUAGGGUGAUGUAAGGAAACGUAGAGCUCUCGUGCUAACUGGUUAUAUAUAACACAUUUAUCCAAAAUUUUUCGGGAAUAAUAAAAUAAGUUAUUUGAAGAGGGUGUCGUCUUCUUUCCUAAAUUCGAUGCCUAAAUUUUCACCGCCAUAAUUAUUAAAGAAGCUCUGGAAUAUAACGAGGAAUCAUCUAUAUUCUAGUUACAUACUAACUCGUAGCCAAAAAUCAGAACUUAUGCAUAGAGAGCACAAAAUCUACACCAGUGCUGGAUCAAAGUGUUUUCCUGGAAGAAAGGAAUCUGAAAAUCUUUUAAGUCUUCAGCAUUAAAAACAGUAACAAACUAAAACAGGCUUUUUUCAAUAUGCCUGCCACAAUCUUGCAAAAUUAAACCGUAUGCUGAUUUCUGUACGUAAUUAUCAAUUGAUUAAAACUAAUUUAAUUUUUAAAGCAUGCGAUAACGAGGCAUUUCAGACAUGUUACUUAAUUUAGUCAAUUACUUAAAUGUCUACACUAAGAGGCAUAACAUAAAAUUUGCUAACUGACUCAAUUAAGCAUCGGUCUGAAAAGCCUAAAAGUAAGGAACAUAAAUUGUAAAUACAGAGUAUUGAUUUAAGUAAAAAAAAUAGAUAGUAGAAACUUGUAAAUAAAUUAAAUUUUAAAAUAAUACAUAUUCCGUAGAGCUAAGAACACUGAGAUUAUUCAAAUAGAAUUGUGAAUUUCAAUUCUCGCACACAUGCACACGACUUUUUACGAUUAAAAGAACACCACUUGCAUAUACAUAUAUAUAAAUAUUAGUGAAAUGAAAGCGAAGUACUCGCCGCACAGACAUGCAAACAUACAUAUAUGAUUGUAUGUGUGUGUGUGUGGAGUUAGAUAAAAAGCGUACCACCAGCAACUAAAGUUUUAUUGAUAAAAGUAGCAAAAAGGAGAAUUUUCCGCUUGUAAACGCAAAUUUAAUGAACUUUGAAAUAGUUUUUACUCAACAAAUUGAUAAUUUAUUUGAAUAAACACUGUAAAUAGCAUUUUAAGUCACCGCAAAUAAAAGUAAAAAAGAAAGUAGUUUUUUAACAAAAACAAAAAAAAAAAUUAAGUGAAAAUAAUAAAUAUUAUAUUUAUUUAUAUGUGUAAUAACGGCGAUGGCGGCACAUUUGGAGUAUUUCAAAGCUCAUAAUUAUUAAUGUAUUAUUGUAUAUUGCGCCUAGUUUGUAAGUAAUUAACACACAUACACACAAAGGAAAUGGUAAAAUUGUAAUUGUAAGCAAAUACCAGCAACUUUGUAACAACAAAAAAAACAGAAAAGCGCAAAUUGCAUGUGAAUUUCGACGCAUACUUAUAGACCAAACAACAAAAACAACAAAACCUAAGCUUAGUGCAAAACCAAUGCGAUAUACUAAAUGAAAUCAAGCGAAAAUUGCAACUGUGGUGUGUUUUUUUGCUUAGGCCCAUGGCAACGCAUAUGAAAACUGAACUAAGUUAAUGCGUGAAUAUAGAAAAAAUCAUUUCACUUUGAUUAAAAUGGACUUUUGAAACUUUUCCAAAACAUUUGCAUUGAUUAAGUGCAUAAAUGCAUAAAAAGCAGCAACAACAUGAAAUUAUAAAUCAUGAAAUUGUAAUAAACGCAGAUUAGAAUAGUGAAUGUGAACAUAGAUAAAGCAAAGAAACCAAAGAUGAAAAAAUUAUAAUAAAUAAAAUGAAAUAAAUAAAUAAACAUAGACAAAUUUGUAUAAAAAAUUAAUCAUAAAUAUAAGCAUACGCGUGGUAAAAAGUAAUUAAUGCCGAAAUGAACAAAAAUUAAAGCAGCAAUUAGUUGCCGUUAAUAUUUAAUUAAAAACAAAUCAUUAAUAACGCAAAUGUUUGGCAAAUAAUUUAAAUUAGAUAAUUUGAAUCUUUUUAUAAAUUUAUAUAUCAACUGUAUAAAUAAAUGGUUUUUUUUUUUACCAAUAAUUACUCGGCAGCUCAUAAUAUUUUUACUAAUUUAUUUAUACUAUGUUUUCUUCUGUUUUGUAAUUAUCGUGCAAUUUGCCACAUGCUUCCAUAUUUUACUAUUUUUUAUGCUUGGAAAUUACUUUUAACUAUAUUAAUUUUUAUAUAAAUUAGAUUAAAUUAAUUUAAAUACUGAACUAUGUGAAAUAAAAUUAAAUAAUAAAAUAUCAAUGAGAAACGAAAACGUAAGGCAAUAUAAAAAAAAUGGAAAAAAUUAAUAAUGAAUAUACAAUUAUAUUAAAUAUUUAAAAAAUAAAUAAGAAAUAUUAAUUUUAACAGAGCAACUAAAAAAUUAAUUUAAAAUUUAGAUAACAAAAUAUUAUAAAAAAAAUUAUAAUAUAUAACAAAAAUUAAACUAAAUUGAAUUAAAAUAAAUUGAAUGAAUUAAAAUUUAUUUUUUGGCCAAAGGGGCAGAAAAUGCCUUGAGCUUCAUUAAAGCUGUCGUCUCAGAAAGGGUAUCUGCAUCCACGUCCCGCUUUUUGCUAAGUUUUAAACUUGCUUGCUUGCUUAAAAUAAAUUAAAAUCAAACAAAAAAUUGAAAUAAAAAAUAAAAAAUAAAAUAAAUUAAUACAAAAUAAAAUAAAAAAAAAUUAAAUUAAAUAAAUUUAAAAUAAUAAAAUAAAAUACAAUAAAAUAAAAUACAAUAAAAUAAAAUAAAACAAAAUUAAAUUAAAUAAAUUUAAUAUAAUAAAAUAAAAUACAAUAAAAUAA